CUGACGAGCGGCGCCUGGGCGCCGGGCCGGACCCCCGCAGCGCGCGCGCGCACCCAGGACAGGGCGCCCGGCGAGAUGGCCAGUAAGACCAAGGCCAGCGAGGCCCUCAAGGUGGUGGCCCGCUGCCGCCCGCUCAGUCGGAAGGAGGAGGCGGCGGGCCACGAGCAGAUCCUGACCAUGGACGUGAAGCUGGGCCAGGUGACCCUGCGCAACCCCCGCGCGGCCCCCGGGGAGCUGCCCAAGACCUUCACCUUCGACGCCGUGUACGACGCCAGCUCCAAGCAGGCCGACCUGUACGACGAAACCGUGCGGCCGCUCAUCGACUCGGUGCUGCAGGGCUUCAACGGCACCGUGUUCGCCUACGGCCAGACGGGCACGGGCAAGACCUACACCAUGCAGGGCACCUGGGUGGAGCCCGAGCUGCGCGGGGUCAUCCCCAACGCCUUCGAGCACAUCUUCACCCACAUCUCCCGCUCCCAGAACCAGCAGUACCUGGUGCGGGCCUCCUACCUGGAGAUCUACCAGGAGGAGAUCCGGGACCUGCUCUCCAAGGAGCCCGGCAAGCGGCUGGAGCUGAAGGAGAACCCCGAGACGGGCGUCUACAUCAAGGACCUCUCCUCCUUCGUCACCAAGAACGUCAAGGAGAUCGAGCACGUGAUGAACCUGGGCAACCAGACCCGCGCGGUGGGCAGCACGCACAUGAACGAGCUCAGCUCCCGCUCGCAUGCCAUCUUCGUCAUCACGGUCGAGUGCAGCGAGCGCGGCUCCGACGGCCAGGACCACAUCCGCGUGGGCAAGCUCAACCUGGUGGACCUGGCGGGCAGCGAGCGGCAGAACAAGGCGGGCACCAAUUCGGGGUCAGCCGCCGGGAGCACGGCCACCCCGGGGUCGGGGAACGGCGGGGGUGGCGGCGGAGGGGCCACGGGCAGCGGCGAGAGGCCCAAGGAGGCCUCCAAAAUCAACCUGUCGCUGUCGGCGCUGGGCAACGUGAUCGCCGCCCUGGCCGGCAACAGGAGCACCCACAUCCCCUACCGGGACUCCAAGCUCACCCGCCUGCUCCAGGACUCGCUGGGGGGCAACGCCAAGACCAUCAUGGUGGCCACGCUGGGCCCCGCGUCGCACAGCUACGACGAGAGCCUGUCCACCCUGCGCUUCGCCAACCGGGCCAAGAACAUCAAGAACAAGCCCCGCGUGAACGAGGACCCCAAGGACACGCUGCUGCGGGAGUUCCAGGAGGAGAUCGCGCGCCUGAAGGCCCAGCUGGAGAAGAGGGGGAUGUUGGGCAAGCGGCUGCGGCGGAAGAGCAGCCGCCGGAAGAAGGCGGCCUCGGCCCCCGCCGGCUACCCCGAGGGGCCCGUGAUCGAGGCCUGGGUGGCCGAGGAGGAGGACGACAACAACAACAACCACCGCCCGCCCCAGCCCAUCCUGGAGUCGGCGCUGGAUAAGAACAUGGAGAAUUACCUGCAGGAGCAGAAGGAGCGGCUGGAGGAGGAGAAGGCCGCCAUCCAGGACGACCGCAACCUGGUGAGCGAGGAGAAGCAGAAGCUGCUGGAGGAGAAGGAGAAGAUGCUGGAGGACCUGCGGCGGGAGCAGCAGGCCACCGAGCUGCUGGCGGCCAAGUACAAGGCCAUGGAGAGUAAGCUGCUUAUCGGGGGCAGGAACAUCAUGGAUCACACCAACGAGCAGCAGAAAAUGUUGGAACUGAAGAGGCAGGAGAUUGCCGAGCAGAAACGCCGCGAGCGGGAGAUGCAGCAGGAGAUGUUGCUCCGGGAUGAGGAGACCAUGGAGCUCCGGGGCACCUACACGUCCCUGCAGCAGGAGGUGGAAAUCAAAACCAAGAAGCUCAAGAAGCUGUAUGCCAAGCUGCAGGCGGUGAAGGCGGAGAUCCAGGACCAGCAUGACGAGUACAUCCGCGUGCGGCAGGACCUGGAGGAGGCGCAGAACGAGCAGACGCGGGAACUGAAGCUCAAGUACCUAAUCAUCGAGAACUUCAUUCCGCCCGAGGAGAAGAACAAGAUCAUGAACCGGCUUUUCCUGGACUGUGAGGAGGAGCAGUGGAAAUUUCAGCCUCUGGUGCCUGCAGGAGUAAGCAACAAUCAGAUGAAGAAACGGCCAACCUCCGCCGUGGGUUACAAGCGGCCCAUCAGUCAAUACGCGCGGGUCGCCAUGGCCAUGGGGUCCCACCCCAGAUACCGGGCUGAGAACAUCAUGUUUCUGGAGCUGGACGUGUCCCCGCCUGCCAUCUUCGAGAUGGAAUUCUCCCACGACCCAGAGCAAGACCCCCGGGCCCUGCACAUGGAGCGGCUCAUGCGGCUGGACAGCUUUCUGGAGCGACCCGCCACAUCCAAAGUCCGGAAGUCAAGAUCCUGGUGCCAGAGUCCGCAGCGGCCUCCGCCCUCGACGGCACAUGCCUCGCUGGCCGCCGCCGCCGCACUGCACCCAACGGCCGUGCUGGACCAGGAGUGAAGCCCUUGGCCAGGCCGCCCGGCCCACAGACUUGGGGGUGGGGCCAGCCCCCCUCGCUCUUCCCCGCCGCUUGUGUGUGCGUGCGUGUGCAUGUGCGUGUGUGAGUGUGCAAGGGGCCGUGGCCGGGU
Molecule: messenger RNA, 2594 nt
Organism: Sorex fumeus (smoky shrew)
Lineage: Eukaryota; Metazoa; Chordata; Mammalia; Eulipotyphla; Soricidae
Gene: KIF3C
Product: kinesin family member 3C
Exons: 8
Coding region: 76-2466 (796 amino acids)
Biological process (GO): mitotic spindle assembly; microtubule-based movement
Cellular component (GO): nucleus; spindle microtubule
Molecular function (GO): microtubule binding; plus-end-directed microtubule motor activity; ATP binding
Source: RefSeq, a predicted model, not a curated record